GUCUAACCGCCAAAGAAGUCGCUCUCUACCGACUGCUACAAGAUGACCACAGCAGCCGGUCAUUUCUUAUUAUUCCUGUCGUUACAGCAACUUUGUGCUACAGCCUCUGCAGCCGGUCUCGUCGCGCCUAAGGUUGGAAGUUUCGCUUUCCCGCCUGAUGUGGCACUGGGCGACGAAAUCGUGGAAACAUGCGUGGUCAAAAAAGGCAGCGUGGGACCGUACCGCAUAAGUCUACUGAAAGACGGCAAGCUGAUCGAAAGCAGCGACCGUGUGUCGGUAUCCAGUGCAUCCAAGAGCAGCGUGACACUGCGCAUCGGCAGCAUGAAACCAGAGGACGUCGGCAACUACACGUGCUCUGCCAGCAACCAGUACGGCAGCGACAGCGUGACUGCGACCUUAGUCGUCAACGCUGCUCCAGUCUGGUCUGCGGAACCGAGUGACGCCGAAGCUAUUCAAGGGAAGAACCUGUACCUGCCAUGCGGAGCCGUGGGAUACCCGAAGCCCAGCGUGGUCUGGAAGAUACAACUCGGCAACCGCGAAUUCGUGCCUCUUCACCCGGCGGGUCGGCAGCGCAUCCUCGAGAACGGCACGCUCGUGGUGGCGGCCGUAGAGACGCAGGAUGCCGGCGUGUACCGAUGCGAAGUCAGCAACGGCAUCGAGCCGUCACUCGGGAAGACAGUCACCGUCUCCGUGCACGUGCCUCCCGCCAUCGCCAAGGGCUCCACCGAGGUGUCCGUGAAGCGCGGAGACAUUGCCAAGAUUGCCUGCGACGUCACCGGCGAGCUCCCGCUGGUGGUCACCUGGGAGAAGGACGACAGCCCGCUCAUACCUUCCACCGAGAGGUACGAGACUCACGAAGAAGUGACGCCGACUGGCGUCCAGUCCGUGCUGGUGAUCCACAACACCGUGAAGAAGGACGCCUCGCAGUACGUCUGCAUUGCCAAGAACGACUACGGAAAGACCAGGGACGUCUUCAGGCUCGCCGUCCUCGAGCCACCGGAGAGCCCCACCAACGUGGCCGUAACCGAGCGCGGUAGCCGCCACGUGCAGAUGAAGUGGUCGCAGUCGAGCAAGUCGGUGACCCGCUACCUGGUGCGCUACUGGAAGAAGUCGGGUAAGGGCAGCGUUCUUCAGGAACGCGAAGUGGACGGACUGCGUCCCAGCCUGACCGUGACCAAGCUCCAUCCGGGCACCGAGUACACGGCCGUGGUGCUGGCGGAGAACUCGGUCGGAUUCGGCGAGCCCUCGGACCCUGUGCACUUCACCACGACCUCCGAAGAACCUGGCGCGCCUCCAAUGAACGUGAAGUGCGAGGCGCUUGACACCAAGACGAUCAAGGUCAUCUGGGAGGCGCCGCCAGCGGACAAGCUGAACGGCGAGCUCCGUGGCUACUCCGUCAGCUACCGGCUGGAAGGAACGCCCUUCAGCCACGAGACAGUCAACAGGAACGCCAAGCAGAAGGUGUUCACUGGCCUGCAGGCCGCCUCCGUCUACACCUUCUCCGUGAAGGCCUUCAACGACGUUGACUCGGGACCGGCCUCCGAGGAAGUCUCCUGCACUACGCUUAACGGAGACCCACCGGCGGUACCGAGCCUGCGAGUGACCGGCAUCACUUCGUCCUCCGUCAGCCUCAACUGGAACACCCUGCAGAGCCCGGCAUCGCCUGUCAUCCAGUACCUGGUGCAGUACGGUACGGACGAAGAGGACAAGGCGGACCUGCACAUUCCGGGCAACAAGGACACCGUGACGCUGAGGGACCUUCGGGCCGGAACACGCUACAACUUCCGGCUGGCCGCAUACAACAUGUACGGCCGAGGGGACUUUUCGCACAACCUGCCCGCCGUCACACACCUCUCGGACGGCCGGUCGCUGCAGGUGACGACCGAGAGUGAAGUUCCCUUCUACUACCGCACCUACUUCGUGGUGCCCGUGGCUGCAUCCUUCACCGUCAUCAUCACGGCCGUGGUCAUCGCGUGGGCGUGCCUCAAGAGGGCCACCAUCAUACAGAAGAACGCAUACCUGCAAGUAUACGGUUCCUCCGAAUACUACGGCGACUGUAAGCUACCCCCAGGCACCCCGCUGGUGAGCCAGUACGCCCGCGGUUCGUACGCGCCCACCAUGGAGCACGGCCGGAACAGCCAGAACACGGAGGAGGCCUACGACAUCCCCUGGGACGGGCCACCCACACGCACCGGAAUGAUCAACGACGGCAUCGGCAGUUACGCUAGGCUCAAGACGCAGGGAAAGCGCAAUAUCGUGUAGACAACUACCGGAACAACAGCCACGGGCAGCUAUGGAAGCACGGCUGCGCACGCAAAGCCCGGCUUCCCUGCAGCACAUCGCCGAGUCCAGCGACCACAACGAGUGUUUAUCUUUUGCGCAUGGGUCGCGUACACGCUCUGUCAAAAAGUACGCUGGCUACUCUGCGUGCGACCGCCAAGCUGAGUGCAGGUUAUUUAAAAGAAGUCGCAUGUCACGAAUUUCAGCCGCCAUGCAGAUUGAGAAACUUGCACACUCAUUAUCGCUACAUGCCUCCGUAGGAGUUAGCAUCAGAUUUGUUCCAUCACGUAACAUGGCGAAGCCACAGAGCAGCCCGCAUAGUUCUGACAAGAGCCUGUACGCAUUGUAUGUGGAAGUACCUGGAUUGUGGGUCCAGCACUGUCUUUUUUUGUUUUUUUUUCUUCCUACGCAUUUGUUUCUUUCUCAUCAUCAACCGUAGGUAUGCUCUAUCUGUAAGAUAUCGCAUGAACGGGUCACCGGCCUCAAACUGUAGCGUCUUCCCGAAAUUGUGUCGGGAAGCAGACGGCUCGGCCCUGUGUUAUCGCACGUUUUGUUCUGGUCAGCGAUGUAUCCCUUUACUUAGCCAUAAUAGUAUUCAGAAUUGUGUGAUAUCUUUCACACGCAAUCCAGGCCCGCCAUGUACUUCGAAAAUUUUUUUCAUUCGUGUUCAUUCGGAUCUCCAGGAUACCAAGGUAAGUAUUUCGAGCAUGCCCUGAGAAUAAGGGGCCCCAGUCGCGUUAUACGGCAAAAGCGUUCGAUGGAAUGCGCGAUUGUAACGUAGUCUCCGAGAACCACGACGCUUGCUGGGGAUCUCGGAGGCAGGGACACCCGCUUAGCGAUUCGUAAGGAGGUGUGCGAGAUAGCGUCACCUGGUGCUGUUUUGUGACGUGCUGUCAUAACUGCUUCUAGAAGGAUGUUCCGCAAAGACGGGUUGGAAUCUGGAGGCUUUUGUCGGGCAGCGCUUCUUGUCACCUGUCACAAUCUCGCGUUCCAUCGACUCGCUUCAGCCACAAAUAUUGUAUAAGUUCAGUGAAUUAGCACUUUUUGGACAUUUAAUAUUUAUGGUCAUCACUCUAUCCGAUAACGUAGCUGGUCUGCGUUCGGUAGUCGUGAAUGCUACCUUGUUUUCAGAGGUCAACCGGAGAUGUGUCUGUCUUAGGCCUAACUUCACCUAGUCUUAGGCCUAAGCUUAGACAAAAGUCAAGCCGGGGCUCUGCUGUGGCCCUCAGAUUUCACGAGCGUGUUUCCCGUGUCAGGAGUGCAGCGGAACUGAGCGAGCCGUGUUGCAACGGCGUGUGUGUGU
Rhipicephalus sanguineus (brown dog tick) is the source of this 3583-nucleotide messenger RNA. Its product is annotated as Down syndrome cell adhesion molecule. Gene Ontology annotation, cellular component: axon; plasma membrane. The record is from RefSeq and is a predicted model, not a curated record. Gene Ontology annotation, molecular function: protein binding. Bases 43 to 2262 code for a protein of 739 amino acids. The transcript has 16 exons. Gene Ontology annotation, biological process: axon guidance; cell-cell adhesion. NCBI's taxonomy places the organism in Eukaryota, Metazoa, Arthropoda, Arachnida, Ixodida, Ixodidae.